CACAGCAGGUCCUCUGCCGAAGGCAUUUGGAGACGGUAAUCGAGGGACUUUGUGGACUUUAUUUCAGCUGUAUCUCGUCCCCAGGUGCUCUUUGAGGGAGGAGGACAAGGAAAACGGCUGCUGGGGGGAGGAAGCGGUGGGAAUCACAUUGUCGGGUCUGGAUUGGGGUUAAAGGGAGAUUGGGGGUUUGAUUUAGGACCACCAAAAGAGAGAGAGGACCGGAUUUGCACCUAGCAUCAUGGCGUGGCCGUGCAUCACAAGGGCCUGCUGCAUCGCCCGCUUCUGGAACCAGCUGGACAAGGCAGACAUUGCGGUGCCGCUGGUUUUCACCAAGUACUCGGAGGCCACGGAGCAUCCAGGGGCCCCGCCGCAGCCACCAGCGCCGCUGCAGUCAGCGAUAGCGCCCCCCUCGCGCGCUGUCGCCAUAGAGACGCAGCCUGCCCAGGGCGAGUCGGAUGUAGUUGCCCGGGCAACAGGGCCGGCGCCCGGGCCCAGCGGCGACCGCGAGAGUGCAACCGCCCCCGGCCGGAGUGGCCCGGGCCUGGGCGCGGCCUCGGGCUCCACUUCCGGCUCAGGCACCGCGGACUCGGUGAUGCGACAGGACUACCGCGCCUGGAAAGUGCAGCGGCCAGAGCCCAGCUGCCGGCCGCGCAGCGAGUACCAGCCUUCCGACGCGCCCUUCGAGCGCGAGACCCAGUACCAGAAGGACUUCCGCGCCUGGCCACUCCCCCGCCGCGGGGACCACCCCUGGAUCCCCAAGCCGGUGCAGAUCCCUUCGACUUCUCAACCUUCCCCGUCUAUUCUUGGGGUGCCCAAGCGUCGUCCGCAGAGCCAAGAGCGCGGGACCAUGCAGACCUCUACCGAAGCCCGGGACCCGGAAGGCGGUGGAGGAGCCGGGGUGCCGGCGGCGGGAAAGGCGUCGGGUGCAGACCAGCGCGACACGCGCAGGAAAGCGGGACCGGCCUGGAUGGUGACUCGCACCGAAGGGCACGAGGAGAAGCCGCUGCCCCCGGCCCAGUCCCUGACCCAGGAGGGCGGCCCUGCAGCUGGAAAGGCCUCUGGUGCAGACCAGCGUGACACACGCAGGAAGGCGGGACCGGCCUGGAUGGUGACUCGCACAGAAGGGCAUGAGGAGACGCCUCUGCCCCCAGCUCAGUCCCUGACCCAGGAGGGCGGCCCUGCAGCUGGAAAGGCCUCUGGUGCAGACCAGCGCGACACACGCAGGAAGGCCGGGCCCGCGUGGAUGGUGACUCGCACAGAAGGGCACGAAGAGAAGCCACUGCCCCCAGCUCAGUCCCUGACCCAGGAGGGAGGCCCUGCAGCUGGAAAGGCAUCUGGUGCAGAUGAGCGUGACACACGCAGGAAGGCAGGACCGGCCUGGAUGGUGCGUCGCUCGGAGGGGCACGAGCAGACACCCGCUGCCCAUGCCCAAGCCGCAGGGCUCGAAGGCGGCAAAGGGCGCGCCGUGGCAGAUGCCCUCAAUAGGCAAAUCCGGGAGGAGGUGACGAGUACAGUGAGCAGUUCCUACAGGAACGAAUUCAGAGCAUGGACAGACAUCAAGCCUGUGAAACCGAUCAAAGCCAAGCCCCAGUACAAGCCCCCGGAUGACAAGAUGGUUCAUGAGACCAGCUACAGCGCCCAGUUCAAAGGAGAGGCUAAUAAGCCCACUGCAGCCGACAACAAGGCCAUGGAGCGCAGAAGAAUACGAAGCCUCUACAGCGAGCCCUUCAAGGAAUCCCCGAAGGUAGAGAAACCUAGUAUUCAGAGUUCCAAACCAAAAAAGACCUCAACGAGCCAUAAGCCCCCGAGGAAGGCCAAAGACAAGCAGGUGGUAUCGGGCCAGGCUGCCAAGAAAAAGACCACAGAGGGCCCCAGUGCCACCAAACCCGACGACAAGGAGCCAAGCAAAGAGAUGAACAAUAAACUGGCUGAGGCGAAAGAGACCCGGGUCCAACCCGCCCGUGAUGCACAUAAGAAUCAAGGUCCUGUAGCCAAAGAACCACACAAGGAUCAAGGUCCUGUGGUCCCAGGGCUUCCGAAAGGCCAAGGUCCUGUGGUCCCAGAGCCUCUGAAGGACCAAGGCCCCGUGGUGCCAGAACUGCCAAAAGACCGAGUUCCUGUGGUCCCGGGCUCCUUAAAGGACCAAAGCCCUACACCCCUGGGCCCGCCAAAGGAUCAAGGUGCUGUAUUCCCAGGGCCCAUGAAAAAUCUAGGUCCAGGGGGCCCAGCACCAACCAAGGUUCAAGACCAUGUGGCUUCUGAGCCUUUAAAGAAUAAAGAUUCGGUCAUCUUAGCACCAGCCGAAGCCCAAAGCCCUUUGCUGCCGGAGCCUCUGAAGAAUCAGAGUCCUGUGGUUCCAGCAAGAGCUAAGGAUCAAAUUUCCCCAGCACCAGCACCUUUGAAGGACCCAGGUCCUGUGACCCCCGAACCCGGGAAAGACCAAGCUCCUUUGAAGGACCCAGGUCCUGUGACCCCUGAACCUGGGAAAGACCGAGCUCCUUUGAAGGACCUAGGUCCUGUGACCCCUGAGCCUUGGAAAGACCAAGCUCCCGUGGUCCCAGAGCGUAGGAAGGAGCAGAAUGUCACAGUCACGGCACCUUUGAAGAGUGAAGCCCCUGUGGUCUCUGAGUCCAUGAAGAAUCAAGGCUUAGCAGACCCAGUCAAAGGUACAGAUACAGUGGUCCCCAGGCUUAUAAAGGGAAAUGAUUCUGUGUUUGUAGCACCUGUAAAGAACCAAGGUCUAGUGGCCCCUGAGCCAGUGAAGAGCCAAGACCCUAUUAUUCCAGCACUAGCCAAGGACCAAGGUCCCAUGGUCCCAGAGCCUCCAAAGAAUCAAAGCCCUGUGGUCCUUGGGCCUGUAAAGAAUCAAGACCCUAUAAUCCCAGUACCUCUGAAGGGUCAGGAUCCCCUGGUGCCAGCCCCAUCAAAGGACCAAGGUCCUAUGGCCCCUGACCCUCUGAAGACUCAAGGUCCCAGAGGCCCUCAACUGUCCACGGUCUCAUCUUCACCCCCAGUCAUGAUCCCGACAGUUCCCCAUGCAGAAUAUAUGGAGGGAUCCCCUUGACUCCCCUGAAACGCCAUGAAGGAGCUGGAAGUGGAGGUGCUCCCCUCCUGGGGAGGCAAAGACAUACAUUUAAUCUGCAUGAAAUCGUGCUGUAGUCUUGCUGGAAUCUAAUAAAACUGGUCCCUCUGGCUCA
Peromyscus eremicus (cactus mouse) is the source of this 3197-nucleotide messenger RNA. It is a transcript of the gene Map6, whose product is annotated as microtubule associated protein 6. Bases 239 to 3064 code for a protein of 941 amino acids. The record is from RefSeq and is a predicted model, not a curated record. NCBI's taxonomy places the organism in Eukaryota, Metazoa, Chordata, Mammalia, Rodentia, Cricetidae. Gene Ontology annotation, cellular component: cis-Golgi network; Golgi-associated vesicle; axon. Gene Ontology annotation, biological process: positive regulation of axonogenesis; cytoskeleton-dependent intracellular transport; dendrite morphogenesis. The transcript is spliced from 4 exons. Gene Ontology annotation, molecular function: microtubule binding; calmodulin binding.